CUGCUUAUAUCUCAUCGGAGUCGACAGUCUGUCGCCUCUACGUGUUCAUACCUUCCGACGCUGUUACAUUGAAAAUGACGUCACGACUCGUUCAAUCCUCCAGCGAUCGCGGUCGCCAGAUCACUGUGUAUGCCAACUAUCUCUCCCUGUCCAGUCCUUUCCCAACAAAACAAAUGUACCAAUAUGAUGUCGAGAUCAAACCGGAAAUCGUCGGUCGCGUGUUAGAGCGGCAGCGUGAGAUUGUGGACCGACUCCAGAACACCAUCGCCCCGAGUGUGUUUGCCCAAGGACGUGCGGUCUACGAUGGACGUUCAAUCAUGAUCAGCUGUCAUGAGCUCCCUAUUGGUCACGUCUCCCGGUUCAACGUGCCUAUGGCGGUCCGUCCCGACCCUGCCAGGCCCAAUCGAGGCGUCUACCUCGUCACCUUGACUCUCGUCAAAACACUUGACCCGAGGUGUUUGAUUGAAUACUGCAAUCCCUCUGCAAGCCAUCGUGUCAAUCAACCCGACGCUGUGGACACGAUCAACGCGCUCAAUCUGAUUUUCAGGCAGGCACCGAUGAUGAGACUCCCACAUACGUCCAAAUCAUACUAUCUUCCUCACAAGAAACGCAUGAUCAGCGAUGAUAUUUCCCUCUUUCUCGGUCUAUUCCAAUCCGUCCGACCGGCGAUCAACAAGCUGUAUAUCAAUGUAAACACUACUGCUGGAAAAUUCUGGAAUCCCCGACCAGUGCUUGACGUCUUAAUGGGUCUUUUCAACUUCCAAGACGUGCGACGUCUCGUCAAUCUUGGGCCCAGAGAGUUGCGCGAAGCGACCAGAUAUCUUCGUGGGGUUAAAGUCAUUUCAGAACAUAGGAAGGACCCUUUGCCGCCGCGACCAAUACAGUCUUUCAUCCGAGAAGGAGCUAACCAAUACGAAUUGGAUGAUACGGGCGAAACCAUCCUCAACUAUUUCUCGAGAGUCUAUCAGUACAACCUGAAAUUCCCCUCCGUGUGCUGCGUUCGAAUCAAUGAAAAGAUCGUGUUCCCCCUUGAAACGCUGCAAAUCAUACCGAAUCAAUUCUUCAAACACGAGCUUCCUGCCCGAUGCCGCGACGCUAUGCUUAACUUUACCGCGAGCCGUCCCGAACAACGAUUGGAUGCCAUAAUGAACAAUAUCUCUGAGCUCAAUUACCCCAAUUCUGACUAUGUGCGGGGUGCGGGACUAAGUGUCAACACUAAUGAGCCAAGGAAGUUGACGGCAGGGGUGAUGCCCAGCCCUGAGAUCCUGUAUGCUAACGGCAGAACUGCGCGCAUUGAGAAUGGAACCUGGAACACGAGAGACGAUGUAUUUUGGAGAGGCGCUGAAGUCAAGACUUGGAUAUGGGUAUCCACAGUGCCGGACAGUCUGUUCUCCUUUCAGAAAGUAAAACAAGUUCGCGAUAUGCUUUCUGAUGUCAUGCGUCGUCGAGGCAUGAAACUCCCACGAGACGCUGCGCCUACUUUCAUGAUCAAUGCACAUUCGUUGUAUAAGGAGCUACACCGACUUUAUAAGGAAGCACAGGAAAGGCUGGGAGGCCUGGAAUGCCUAGUCCUGAUCACUGAUCGUUCCUCCGAUCUCUAUUACACUCUGAAACACUUCGGCGAUGUGGAAGUUGGUAUUACGACACAGCACCUCGAUUAUCGCAAGUUAGUGAAGGUGAAUGACCAGAUUUGCGCCAAUAUUGCUAUGAAGCUGAACCCCAAGUUGGGUGGCAUAAACCACGUUCCUUCCGUAAAAUCUGUCGCGUGGCUCCGUGAGAGACCGACGAUAAUUUUUGGUGCCGAUACUAGCCACCCUGGCCCAGGAGACCCGGAAAAACCUACUGUUGCUGCGUUGGUUUCUAGCGUCGACGAGACGGGGACGAAAUACAGAGCUACUGUGAGGAUUCAACCUAGUCGCGUGGAAAUCGUUCAAGAUCUGCGUGAGAUGGUCGUGGAUGCUGUGAAAGCGUUCCAACUCUAUCAGGAACAUAUUGAGAAACGCACAGUCGUCCCUCAACGCGUACUGUUCUACAGAGAUGGUGUCGGCGAAGGGCAGUUUCAAGAAGUAUGCGAUCAGGAAAUCGUUGCCGUCAGGGAAGCCUUUGCUUCGAUGAAGAUGCCCCCGCCGACGAUUACGUUCGUCGUGGUUGGCAAGCGUCACCAUACCCGAUUCUUCCCCGUGGAUCAGCGAGAUGCUGAUCGCUCUGGAAAUGCGCCUUCUGGAUUGAUCGUGGACCAUGAUAUCGUCCACCCUGCAUACGUCAACUGGUUCCUUCUCAGUCAAGGCGGGCUCAAGGGAACUUCUCGUCCUAUGCACGCGUGUAUAAUGAAAGACGAGAAUCGCUUUCCAGUCCACACUCUGCAACAUCUCACCUUUACUCUCACGCACAACUUUGCUCGUGCGACGCGUGCUGUCUCCAUCCCAACUCCUAUCUACUAUGCUCAUAUUGCCAGUGGUCGUCGUCAAAUUCAUUUCAAGAGGCCCGGUGCGGGCACUACUGCAACUGUUAUCUCUGGCGAAAUGUCAUAUAAAGAUUAUGAGGAUGCCUUUCACAGCAUCCAUACCAAAAUGUCAAAUAAACAAUACUUCAUGUAACAG
This is a messenger RNA of Dacryopinax primogenitus, 2600 nucleotides long. RefSeq names its product Piwi-domain-containing protein. The coding region runs from base 75 to 2597 and encodes 840 amino acids. The transcript has 25 exons. The record is from RefSeq and is a predicted model, not a curated record. Gene Ontology annotation, molecular function: protein binding; nucleic acid binding. NCBI's taxonomy places the organism in Eukaryota, Fungi, Basidiomycota, Dacrymycetes, Dacrymycetales, Dacrymycetaceae.